CCCCGCGGGGCCCGGAGCCCCCGCCGGGACCAUGAAGCUCCUGAGGAAGGACAUCGAGAAGGACAACGCGGGCCAGGUGACCCUGGUGCCCGAGGAGCCCGAGGACAUGUGGCACACCUACAAUCUGGUGCAGGUGGGCGACAGCCUGCGCGCCUCCACCAUCCGCAAGGUGCAGACCGAGUCCUCCACGGGCAGCGUGGGCAGCAGCCGCGUGCGCACCACGCUCACCCUGUGCGUGGAGGCCAUCGACUUCGACUCGCAGGCCUGCCAGCUGCGGGUGAAGGGCACCAACAUCCAGGAGAACGAGUACGUGAAGAUGGGCGCCUACCACACCAUCGAGCUGGAGCCCAACCGCCAGUUCACGCUGGCCAAGAAGCAGUGGGACAGCGUGGUGCUGGAGCGCAUCGAGCAGGCCUGCGACCCCGCCUGGAGCGCCGACGUGGCGGCCGUGGUCAUGCAGGAGGGCCUGGCGCACGUCUGCCUGGUCACGCCCAGCAUGACCCUCACGCGCGCCAAGGUGGAGGUGAACAUCCCGCGGAAGCGCAGGGGCAACUGCGCGCAGCACGACCGCGCCCUGGAGCGCUUCUACGAGCAGGUGGUGCAGGCCAUCCAGCGCCACAUCCACUUCGACGUGGUCAAGUGCAUCCUGGUGGCCAGCCCGGGCUUCGUGCGGGAGCAGUUCUGCGACUACAUGUUCCAGCAGGCCGUGAAGACGGACAACAAGGUGCUCCUGGAAAACCGGCCCAAGUUCCUGCAGGUGCACGCCUCGUCCGGACACAAGUACUCCCUGAAGGAGGCCCUUUGCGACCCAACGGUGGCCAGCCGCCUUUCGGACACCAAAGCCGCUGGGGAGGUGAAAGCCUUGGACGACUUCUAUAAAAUGUUACAGCACGAACCCGACCGAGCCUUCUAUGGGCUCAAGCAGGUGGAGAAGGCCAACGAGGCCAUGGCCAUCGACACGCUGCUCAUCAGCGACGAGCUCUUCCGGCAUCAGGACGUGGCCACCCGGAGCCGGUACGUGCGGCUGGUGGACAGCGUGAAGGAGAAUGCGGGCACCGUCAGGAUAUUCUCCAGCCUGCACGUCUCCGGGGAACAGCUCAGCCAGCUCACCGGAGUGGCUGCCAUUCUCCGCUUCCCGGUGCCCGAACUCUCCGACCAAGAGGAUGACUCCAGUUCUGAAGAAGAUUAGCGACGGGAGCUUACAACUGAGACAGCCGUGUGCCUCCUUGAUUGCUACCUUUCCUCAGCAUCCGUGUGGCGGAGAGAGCAGCACGUUGUGAUUCUUACAGGGACCGGUCACACUAGGUAGUCUGUGGCUGGCAGGACGUGUUUAAAACUAAACAAUAAAUUAAAGGGAAAUAAUGCCCAUGUGCUACCAUUUUUAUUAAUUAGGAUAAUUUUAUCUAGGAAUUAUGAGUUGUUUGCAGUACUUAGAAACAUUCUGUGUAUUUAAUAAGAAUCCCUAGAUCUAUUUUGGGGGCUAGAUCAUAAAAUCCCAUAGUUCAUGCUUUCAAGUAGUUUUCCUUAGGAAAAGCAUUUACUGUUUCACCAUCCUCGGUUUACAUUGUUUGAUUUCUGCAUAGUGUUCUUGCACUGUGUUUAUGAUUCCUUUCUCCCCACUUGCCUUACACUCCUUUAAAAAAAAAAUUUGCUAUUUUAAAUGAUAGCCAAAUAGCAGACUAUUUUUGGAGACAAGUUUAAAAUGUUUUUUUCCUUAAGAGACUUGUUAAACCAAUCAUGUAAAAAUGAAACUCUUGGGUUUCCUUGAAUUAAUCAUAUUUGCAUCAGAGGACCUCCUAACUAGUUCUUUUUAGAUCAUAGAUCUUUGAUCUGCUUGGGAUUGUCAAGGUCAUCUAUCUGUGGUGCCCUUAUUUUUACAGUGAGACUACCGUGUGUGAUUUGCUGUUAGAGGGAUUUGCUGUUAGAGGACUAAUUAGUGGCAAAGCUGGAAGGAGUCCCCAGGCUGGACCCUUUCUUUGCACUGCCACACUGUGUAUUUAUUUUUUGGCCUGUCAUAGUUACACUUAAUGCUGUUUCUGUGUGUUUUCAUGUUGUUACUGGACUUUCUCUACAGCCUAUUUUAUGAAGUUUUUUUGAGCAUUAAGGAGGGACUCUUGGAAUGGAAAUGCAGCUCGAUUGCAGCUUGACCUUUUAUAAUCCACAUCUUAGCAAUAAUUAGGAAAAGCCUUACGAAGAAAGAGUGAUAGUUUGUUUGUAACUCCAGGAUCAGGGGCAGUGGUGCCUACUUCAAGUACAGAUGGAUACUAAGUAAACCUUUGAUUAUCAGAGGCUGGGUCUUUCUGCUGGUGUAACAGGUUUUGGGGAUUAUUUUUUAUAAACUUCCCAACUAAUCAGAACAUUUUAUUUGUAAUUAGGAAUAGAUACCUCCAAAUGCUUUAAAGUCACAUAUUUACAUGUCUACAUCCUAAUAUAAAAAUAAGUCAGAUUAUCAUUUCAUUGUAAUUCCAUGAAUAUUUAACUUUAAAAUGUAUUAAAAGUAUGUUAUUAAAUAACUUGGUAGGAGUGUAUAAACAAAGCCACCAAGGUUAUUAACUUUAGAACUCAAUUGACAAUGAACCCUAUUCUCAGAAAGAAUCUGGAGAUUUGGGGCAUCUGUUGCUCUAUCUGUGCAGUACUGGUCCUUCUUAGCUCUGUAAUCUCCAGUCACAGAACCCAGGGGGAAGAAAGCCUAGGAUAAUCUGACCAACCCACUUUAGGCCAUAGGUUCUCAAAUUUAGCUGCUUGGGAGUUUUGAAAACUCAAUAACCAGAUUGGACCUUGGACUCUCUAGCCUUUCACCCCUAGAAAUGCUGUUUUGGUUUUUUAAAAGCUCUCCAGGUGAUUCCAGUAGGCAUCAAGGCCGAGAACCACUGAUUCAGGCCUUGCUAUUCAGGUGUAAUCCCUGGGCCAGUAGCACCUCCUGAGAGACUUCCAGAAAUUGGAAUCCAGGUCUACCCCACCCGACCUGCUGAGCUGCAAUCUAUUUUAGGACAUCUCCACUUGAUUGCUGUGCAUAACGGUCUAUAAAACUUUAAAAGAAAGCAUGUUUUUAUGUCUAUAAAGUAUUUAAACUAGCUUUAAGAAUUCCUAUUUUUAAAAAGAUACAUUUUAUACCAUUACCAAGAAUUUAAACCUUCCUAGAUGCAUAGGUAGAAAUGUCAAAAUAGUGAUAGGAGCGUAUAAAAUAAAAAUUAAUUCUAGUAAUUAUUUGUUACUCUUCUCUAAAGAGCAAAAUGAACCCAAAUUGUUUGGAAAUUGUGCUCAUCAGUCUAAUUCCAGCUGCUGUUCCUGAGUAAGGAAAGAUCAUGUGACAAAUGGAAACACCAGCAGUAACACACCUCAGAAUAAUGCAGUGUUGUACUGUAACUUUCCACUUACCGUCAGGUCCUUGUAGAGAAAGAUUUGAUACCCCCACUGGGCACAGUAAAUGAGAAGCUUGCAAAUUUGUUUCCUCUUACCCUAGAUGUGAUACAUAUCAAAUUACAUUUUGCUGUUCCUGGUCAGCCAUUUAUAUGUUAAACAUUUUACUAAUGUGAUGUCUGGAGUCUUGAUUCCGGAUUUCACUUUCAUUGCUUCUUUAUAUACAAAUUGGACCUUGUUCCUCCCAGAUGCCACGAGAGUAGCUUUGUAAAGUUGAUUUUUCUUUAUCUGUACUUACUUUCUGUCACUAACCAGAGUUUUCUUUUCUAAACCUUAUGGCCAGUUCUCUCAACCUCAAAUGAUCUUUAACAGAAGUGAGUCAUGAUUUCUGAAGUUUAUAUAUUCCAGAGCUGAAAUUCUCUUCGUUGCUAACAAUAAAAGGAUACAGAUGAA
This is a messenger RNA of Miniopterus natalensis, 3813 nucleotides long. RefSeq names its product pelota mRNA surveillance and ribosome rescue factor (gene PELO). Lineage: Eukaryota; Metazoa; Chordata; Mammalia; Chiroptera; Miniopteridae. Gene Ontology annotation, cellular component: cytoplasm. The record is from RefSeq and is a predicted model, not a curated record. Gene Ontology annotation, biological process: ribosome disassembly; nuclear-transcribed mRNA catabolic process, no-go decay; nuclear-transcribed mRNA catabolic process, non-stop decay.